GAUAUCACAGUGACUUCACUUCCGAUGCAAAUUUUACGACUGUAAAAUAUUUUUUGUGCUGAUACGAAUUACAUUAAACUCACAAUUUUACACUCAAGAUCGUGUUUGGUGCUAUAAAAAGAACGAAGGACGAGUUCACGUAGGGCCCUGGGACCUGAAAGUAGGCUACUAUGUCCGCGGAACUGGACCUUUCGCCCCCAGAGGUACCUGAACCCACUUUGCUUGAGAGUCUCCUGCGCUAUGGACUCUUUCUGGGAGCUAUUUUCCAACUCAUCUGCAUCCUGGCUGUCAUAAUACCGACCUCAAAGGGGCAUGAACAGGAGGAGACGGAGCCAAGUGACAUGAAGGCUGGUGACCAGAAUAAGAAGUCAAAAGGACCUGCGCCUCAGAUUCGCCAGAAACUAAAGAAAGAGAGCAAGAAGAAGCGAUAGGUGUGUCGGAUUUUGUGCUGUCCAUGCAGUGCACCCAAAAUUAUUGUUACAUUUCAAAUUAUGUAAACUGAAUCAUUUUUGUUCUAUCAAAUUCAACAAUGUCUCUACCAUGAUUUAUGAAAGAACAGAAGUGCAUUUGAAUAACUGUUUUAUUCAACUA
This is a messenger RNA of Oncorhynchus kisutch (coho salmon), 591 nucleotides long. RefSeq names its product mannosidase beta like (gene manbal). Bases 171 to 431 code for a protein of 86 amino acids. Lineage: Eukaryota; Metazoa; Chordata; Actinopteri; Salmoniformes; Salmonidae. Gene Ontology annotation, cellular component: membrane. The transcript is spliced from 3 exons. The record is from RefSeq and is a predicted model, not a curated record.